Phalaenopsis equestris is the source of this 2449-nucleotide messenger RNA. RefSeq names its product DNA (cytosine-5)-methyltransferase CMT2-like. Gene Ontology annotation, cellular component: nucleus. The transcript has 16 exons. Lineage: Eukaryota; Viridiplantae; Streptophyta; Magnoliopsida; Asparagales; Orchidaceae. Gene Ontology annotation, molecular function: methyltransferase activity. The record is from RefSeq and is a predicted model, not a curated record. The coding region runs from base 85 to 1848 and encodes 587 amino acids.
CUACGGAUUUGCUGGGGUGAGUCGGGUGAAAAGAGUGAUUUAUCUUCUAGUUGCUCAGAAGCUGAUCGCUUCAGUGGUAUUCAAAUGAAUACUUUGAAGAAACCAACUAUUAUUAAUAGUAAUUCAGCAAAGGCAGAGCUAUCUCUAUUGGAUCUAUAUUCAGGUUGUGGGGGGAUGUCAACUGGUCUUUGUCUCGGAGCUAAGGCUGCUGGUAUAAAGCUUGUGACGAAAUGGUCGGUUGAUCUUGAUGAAGCUGCAUGCCAAAGUCUAAAGUUAAAUCAUCCAGAAGUUCAGGUUAGAAAUGAGAAGGUGGAUGAUUUUCUUGAGCUAUUGAAGGAAUGGAGUAACCUUUGCAGCCAAUAUGCUAGUAGUGCUGGUAAAAGUUGCAAGAUGAAUUCAAUGAGCACCAGAUUGAAUGAAUCCCAUCUCAAAACAUGCAAUGAGAGCUCUUCCAAAGAAUAUGAAGUGUUGAAACUUAUGGAUAUCUGUUACGGUGACCCUACAGAAUCCGGAAAGCAUGGAUUGAAAUUUAAGGUUCGCUGGAAGGGUUAUGAUUCUAGUGAAGACACGUGGGAGCCACUUGAAAAUUUGAGCAACUGCAAAGACCGAAUUAAAGAUUUUGUAAGAGAAGGAAUCUCGUCAAAGUUACUGCCACUCCCUGGAGAUGUAGAUUUUAUUUGUGGAGGUCCACCAUGUCAAGGUAUUAGUGGAUUGAAUCGUUUUAGAAAUGCUGAUGCGCCAUUAGAUGAUGAAAGAAAUCGCCAAAUUGUUGUCUUCAUGGAUACUGUGCAAUUUUUGAAGCCUAAAUAUGUUUUGAUGGAAAAUGUUGUUGAUAUAUUGAAGUUUGCCAAGGCUACACUUGGGCGGUAUGCUUUAAGUCGUUUGAUUGAGAUGAAUUACCAAGCCAGAUUAGGCAUUAUGGCUGCUAGUUGCUAUGGUCUUCCCCAAUUUCGCUUGCGUGUCUUUUUAUGGGGUUGUCAUCCUAAUGAGAAAUUGCCGCAGUUCCCACUUCCUAAUCACGAAACCAUUUUGAAGCAUGGCUCUUCCGUUGAAUUUGAGCGUAACCUUGUUGGAUAUGAUGAAGGCCAACCACGAACUUUGGAAAAAGCACUUGCUCUUGAGGAUAUUUUGUCUGAUCUUCCACCAGUCAGCAACACUGAAGAUCGUGAGGAAAUGCCAUAUAUGAAGGAUCCUCAAACAGAUUUUCAGAGAUUUAUUCGUAGGCCGAGAUUUGAGGAUUCGGGAUCAGUAACCAGUACUAGUUCUAUACUAUAUGACCAUCGGCCUCUACCGUUGGGGGAGGAUGACUACUUGCGCGUGUGUCAAAUUCCACAUAGAAAGGGAGCAAACUUCAAAGAUCUUCCAGGUGUUAUUAUUGGUGCUGACAAAAAAGCACGACUUGACCCAUCCAUGGAGCGAAUACUACUUCCAUCUGGGAGACCACUAGUACCAAAUUAUUCUAUCAAUUACUGGAACGCAAAGGCACUAAGAUCUUUUGCUCGAUUGUGGUGGGAUGAAGUGGUAUCAACUGUGCUGACUUUUCCUGAUACCCAUUUCCAGGCUGUUCUACAUCCUGAGCAAGACAGACUAUUAACUAUUCGAGAGACUGCAAGGUUGCAAGGGUUUCCGGAUUAUUAUAGAUUUUGCGGGACAAUUAGGGAGCGGUACCGCCAGCUUGGCAAUGCUGUAGCUGUUCCUGUUGCUCGAGUAUUGGGCUAUGCUUUGGGUUUGGCGUGCAUGAGGCAGAGUGGAGAUGGGCCACUCAUGACGCUACCACCAAAGUUUGCCUUUUCUGACACAGUAGAGCAGCCUUCAAGCUCUUCUGGAAUUCAAGAAGGAUCCUCUUAAACUCACAUCUCAUUCUUUAAAGCUUAUUCACAAUUCAAUAUUAUUUAGCGGGUAAAUUCUUGUAUUGACCAGGGAUCAAUCUUCUUCUAAUCUAGUCUGAUAAAAGAAAGCUAUCAAUACUUUUCCUUUUGUUUUCCCACUCCUUGCUUGAUUCUCUAGGCCACAGAAUUUGUAUUCAAAGAACUCUGCAUCGAGCUUUCCUGCUGCUUCUUGUCCAUUGUUCCAUUCUUCAAUUCUCCUUCAAUAAACCGCCAAGAUGAGUUUCUUGGUUCUCUUCUCUGGAAUCUGUCAUGGCAGCAUAACUUUAGCAUUCAACUAUUCAAAAUUUUAUCUAUGAUUAUCUGCAGAACGAUCAGUGGUUCGUACUUUAUCAUUCUAAAUCCAUCUAUUAUUUGGACUGGAUUUUAUUGUCACUGCGCAGUGAGUUUAUUCAAGUGGCAGAUUCAGAGGGGUUUGUAUUGUGUUAGUUUCAAAAGCUGUUUAGAGAAGGAAAAUUUCCCUUUCAGCUAAGUUAUAGUUCUCGUUUAGCGACGAGUUUUAAAUUCUUAAGACUUGUGGGUUGUAUAUAUGAUUGAUUGUGAUUUAAUAAUAAAGAUUGAUG